This is a messenger RNA of Nicrophorus vespilloides, 2797 nucleotides long. It is a transcript of the gene eIF3c, whose product is annotated as eukaryotic translation initiation factor 3 subunit C. NCBI's taxonomy places the organism in Eukaryota, Metazoa, Arthropoda, Insecta, Coleoptera, Silphidae. The record is from RefSeq and is a predicted model, not a curated record. The transcript has 4 exons. Gene Ontology annotation, molecular function: translation initiation factor binding; RNA binding; translation initiation factor activity. Gene Ontology annotation, cellular component: eukaryotic translation initiation factor 3 complex. Gene Ontology annotation, biological process: translational initiation. The coding region runs from base 108 to 2759 and encodes 883 amino acids.
GGGCUACCCUGCAUAUUUCUUUCAAUUCUCCGCCAUUGUGCAGGAGGUUAUUUUAUCAAUCUGCUCAUAUUUUUUCAAGAAUAUAAUCGCUGUCCACAGUUAAAAAGAUGUCUCGUUUCUUUGCCGGAUCUGAUUCUGAUUCAGACAGCUCGUCUGAGGAGGAGCAAAUUCAACGUGCGCCAGCUUUGGCCUAUGCUUUCAGUGAUGAUGAAGAUGAGGUCAAGCGUGUUGUACGCUCCACAAAGGAGAAGAGAUAUGAGGAUUUGACUAAUAUCAUUAAGCAGAUUAGGAACUUCAAGAAGAUUAAGGAUAUGAGCAGUAUGCUUUCAAGUUUUGAAGACCUGCAAAGAGCAUACUUGAAAGCUGCACCUGUAAUUGCAAAGGAAGAAAAUGGACAGACACCCAGAUUCUAUAUCCGCUGUUUGGCUGAGAUGGAAGAUUUCAUUAACGAAGUUUGGGAGGAUCGGGAUGGUCGUAAAAACAUGAGCAAGAAUAAUUACAAAUCUUUGAGUUCUAUUCGUCAGAAGCUGAGGAAAUAUUUAAAAGACUUCGAUGAAAGUAUUAAGAAAUUCCGCGAGAAUCCUGAUCAGCCUGAUGAUGAAGGUGAAGAAGAGAAACGUGACGAGGAUGUUGAUUCUGAUGCUGAAGCACCAGUUAAAGUGUCGGCUGCUGCUAAAGUCGCUGUGGAACCAACCAAAGAUUUCGAUGAUGAUUCUGAUUCAGACAGUUGGCCUUCGGAUUCCGAAUCUGACUCUGGCAGUUCCACCGAUGAUGAUAAGAUUACGAAUAUGCGCGAUCGUUUCUUGAAAAAGACCGGUCCGACUCAAGAGGAUGACGAAGAAAAGGAAAAACGCAAGGAGGAUCGUCGUAAUGAGCGUAAGGAAAAGGAGCGUAAAAAGAUGCGGAGAGAGGAUGAAGAAGAUGGAGAAGGCGAAUGGGAAACUGUUAAGGGAGGUGUUGCUAUCCCCAGUGAAAAACCUAAAAUGUUCGCCAAAGACGCACAGAUUGAUUUGCCUUUAGUCAUCAACAAACUGUCUGAAAUCAUUGCGGCCAGAGGUAAGAAACGUACCGAUCGUAGAGAACAAAUCGAACUUUUGCAUGAAUUGCAAAAUGUCUCUGAGCAGCAUCAACUUGGUCCGGCUAUUGUAAUCAAGAUUAAAUUCGCUAUUAUUUCCGCAAUUUUCGAUUAUAAUCCUAAAGUUUCGGAUGCUAUGAAACCCGAAUAUUGGACUAAAUUGUUGGAGAGGAUGUACGAAUUAUUGGAAACUUUGUCGAAGAACGACAACGUCGUUAUUUCUGAAACUAUUACCGAAGAAACUGAGAAUUUUGAGAGCGCACCAUACCAAGUUCGCGGAUGCGUUUUGACUUCCGUCGAACGUCUGGAUGAUGAAUUCACCAAAUUACUUAAGGAAUGCGAUCCUCAUAGCAAUGAGUACGUUGAAAGAUUGAAGGACGAAUGCAAGGUUGCCGCUAUCAUCGAUAAAGUCCAGAUUUACCUCGAACGCCACUCCAAUUACUCUGAAAUUUGCAGAAUAUAUUUAAGAAAGAUCGAACAUCUUUACUACAAAUUUGAUCCAAAAGUAUUGCAACAGAAGGCUGGAGAGGUUACCAAGGAUGUUAUUACCUCUGUGCAAGAGAUGGAGAAGCUAUGCAAAUACAUCUACGCUAAAGACGGCACAGACAGAUUGCGUACUAGGGCUAUCUUGUCGCACAUUUACCACCAUGCUUUGCACGAUAACUGGUUCCAAGCCAGAGACCUGGUGCUCAUGUCGCAUUUGCAAGAAAACAUCCAACACUCCGAUCCCAGUACUCAAAUUCUCUACAACCGUACCAUGGCUCAUUUAGGUUUGUGUGCCUUCAGGCAUGCAAACAUUAAAGAUGCUCAUAGCUGUUUAGUGGAUUUGAUGAUGACUGGAAAACCGAAAGAGUUGUUGGCUCAAGGUUUGUUACCGCAAAGGCAACAUGAGCGCAGCAAAGAACAAGAGAAAAUCGAGAAACAACGUCAGAUGCCAUUCCAUAUGCACAUCAACCUGGAAUUGUUGGAGUGUGUAUACUUGGUUUCCGCUAUGCUCAUCGAAAUUCCAUAUAUGGCUGCCCAUGAAUUCGAUGCUCGCCGUCGUAUGAUUUCCAAGACUUUCUAUCAGCAAUUGCGUAGCUCCGAACGUCAAAGUCUUGUAGGUCCUCCUGAAAGUAUGCGCGAACACGUUGUUGCUGCUGCCAAGGCGAUGCGCAACGGCCACUGGGCUUCAUGCAAUACGUUCAUCAUAAACGACAAAAUGAACGCUAAAGUCUGGGACUUAUUCUACCAAGCCGAUGCCGUCAGGGCCAUGCUCACCAAGCUGAUCAAGGAAGAAGCUCUGAGGACCUACCUCUUCACCUAUUCCCACGUGUACGAUUCAAUUUCCAUGGCAACUUUAGCUGAAAUGUUUGAGAUGGAGAAGUCCAAUGUGCAUUCAAUCAUCUCGAAAAUGAUUAUUAACGAAGAACUGAUGGCAUCGCUGGACGAUCCAACGCAAACCGUCGUUAUGCAUAGGAGCGAACCAUCUAGACUACAGAGUCUGGCCAUGCAGUUGGCUGACAAGAUCAACAACUUCGUGGAUUCGAACGAGCGCAUUUUGGAAACGAAGCAAGGAAACUUCUUCAUGAGGGGCCAAAAUCAAGUAAGGGGCAACUUCCGCGGCGGAGAUCGUCAAAAUUACAGGGGUGGUAAUCAAGAGUGGAACAGGCAACGUAGAGACAACAGGAGACAAGAAUACUAGAUAUAGAAUAAAUCUUCUGUUUUAUACUACUGUAAAAA